Lachancea dasiensis is the source of this 1794-nucleotide messenger RNA. Lineage: Eukaryota; Fungi; Ascomycota; Saccharomycetes; Saccharomycetales; Saccharomycetaceae. The record is from the annotation of a GenBank genome assembly.
AUGAAUGACACGGCUUUUGGAAGCUCGAUCAACAGCAAUGGAGAUACUACAGGUGCUGUUCCUCACAACCUUGGUCAAGCCACUAGCGACAGAAACCGCCCACCAUCGGUGGGGAAUUCUGGCAAUAUGACACCCCUCCAGCAAAAAGCGCAUAUACAGCAGCAGCAACAGCAACAACAACGUUUGCUGAUGCAGCAGAAGCUACGACAACAACAGCAGCAGCAGCAGCAAGCUAUGCAAAACUAUGAAAACCAAUUUUAUCAAUUUCUCAUGACGGUUAACAAGAAGCCUAAGCGGCUCUAUAAUUUCGCAGAAGACCCAGAUGCCAUAUUAAAGAAAUACGAGCAGUUUCGUCCCAGCUUCGAAUUCCACAUCUAUGAGAACAAUUAUAAGAUCUGUGCACCCGCAAACACCAGAGUUCAGCAGCAACAAAGAACACCACAAGCAACGAGCGACGGUCUCAUUUUGAACAAGAACAACUCUACCUUGAAAGAAUUCCUGGAAUACGUGGCCAGGGGCUGCAUUCCCGAAGCCAUAAUGGAGGUCCUUAAAGAUUGCAACAUUCAGUUUUAUGAGGGGAACCUAAUUUUACAAGUCUACGACCAUACCAAUACUGUUGAUGUUAAACAGACUCAAAAGAAGACUCCAGAACCAACACCCACCAAUGGCGCAGGCGUCCAAAAUCCUACAGUAACUUCUAGUAGCGCGCCAACUUCUGAAUCGACGGGAGCGACACCUACUGCCUCUAAUCAAGGCGUACGGCCAGAUUUACAUGGCCAACCUUCAAGUAGGCCAGUCGAUAAUGUUAAUGAUGUGGCGGCAACUUCAGGAUCGCUGAAGAAGGCACCCUCGAAUGGAGAAACUAUUGGUUCUGCCAGUGAAUUUGGGGAGUCAGGAGAUGCAAAGUCCGCAAAGGAGAUUGUUGCAACGUUUAAACGUCCUAGGGUCUACCGCACGCUACUGCGACCCAAUGGUCUGACCCACUACUACGAUAUGCUCUCUUACGCAGAUCACACCAGAUUCUCUGAUAAUAUAUACCAACAACUAGAGUCAGAAAUUCUCACGCUUACGAAACGAAACCUGGAUCUUGAUGUGCCCCUGAAUCCUUACGAGCAUCGAGAAAAGCUGGAUGACGUUGAUUUUCUACCAUUCGACAAACAACUGCACCGUGAGCUGUCCACGCGAAAGGGCACAAAAGGUCAAGUUGGACACAUUGACCUCCAUGAGGAGUCACCACAACAUAGUUCUAGUUAUGAACAGAUGAUGCUAAUUAUGAGUGAAAGAACGUCAACUACAACGAUGUCCACAAUUGCCGCUUCCUUAGCAAAAGGAGCCGCAGAUCUAACAAAUAGUUCUUUGAAAAAUAGUGGCGGAAAGAAUUCUCCUACUACUUCAAGUACUCCCGGGAGGGGAAACACCAGUAAUUCGGUAGCCGCUGCCGCUGUUGCUGCUGCGGCUGCUGUUGGUUCAAGCAGUAACGACAAUAACCAAUUUAGCAGGCUAAAAUUUGUGGAGCAGUGGCGUGCCAAUAAAGAGAAGAGAAAACAACAGGCGAUGAAUGCAAACAUAGCGCCUGCAAGUUAUAAUCAGCGCAUCUCGAUGUCCGCUCCUCUAAGUGCGCAGCAAAUAAAACAGCAGCAACAGUCUUUAGAGCAGCAAAAAGCAAACGCCAAAGGACCAGUUGAUGAUGAUAAAGCGAAAGUUAAGAAGCCACGGAAAACUGUGAAGAAAAGCACACCAGCAGCUACAACAGACUCUUCCAAGAAAAAGAAGACAGCUAAGACUAAGAAAUAA